Messenger RNA from Lingula anatina, 6231 nucleotides. RefSeq names its product Golgi apparatus protein 1. NCBI's taxonomy places the organism in Eukaryota, Metazoa, Brachiopoda, Lingulata, Lingulida, Lingulidae. Gene Ontology annotation, molecular function: fibroblast growth factor binding. The record is from RefSeq and is a predicted model, not a curated record. Gene Ontology annotation, cellular component: Golgi membrane.
GUGAAGUUAAUACCCCUUUAAGCAAAGCUUGUGUUCAUAUCUAUCAAAAAAGCAAAUUUACCAAAAAUUAUACUACAAAUAUUUGUCAACGUACACUUUUUAUUUAAUACGUCUGACGUGUUCAAAAUAUAGUACCAUUAGUGCCAAGAUGGCCGACCACAGACGUGUCCUUCCGAUCUUCGCAGUAUUUUUACUGCUACAUUGCGUAUGGGGGGAAGGCAAAAUUAACCAAAAUGCUCUCCCGAACGAGAAUUCUAAUUCACAGCAAGAGAUGGCGUUGGAGCGACAAAAACGUAUCGAAACAAGGGGAAAUGGACAGUUUGCUAACGCUAUCAACAUGCAACAACAGCCGCGGCAACCAGCAGGGGCCGUCCCCCAAGUACCGGCUGGCGGGCAGGGGCAGGGAAACAUGCAACGCCAAGGCAACCAGAUCGGCGGAGGAGGAUUGGCAUUUAAACAAAACCCUGCCGUGGAUUAUAAAAGCCCAAACCGGAGUCCGGGGAGCUUUCAGCAGCAACAACAAGCUGCCCACCCCACGCCUCCUAUGAAACUUGCAGAAAACCCUGACUGUAAGGAGGAGAUAAAACAUUACUGCAGCCACAACCUUGCCAACUCCAUGAGCAAUAAUUUCGCCGUGUUGGAUUGCUUGCAGAAUGAUCUGAAGGAAAAUCAACAGUUGACACCCAAAUGCCAGCAUGUUGUGUAUGACUACAAGCGUCAGUUAACAACAGAUGUUCGUUUUGAUUCUGCAGCAUUUGAGGUUUGCAAAGACCCUCUUUCCAAGCUGCCAGAAUGCAACAAGUUACAACAAGGAGGAGGGGAGAUCAUUCCCUGCUUGAUAGAAAACAUGGAGAACAUCACCAACCAAAACUGCCAGUUGUUCCUAAAGAAAAUGGCCAGUCUUAUAUUCUCAGAUUACCGUCUCAUCAAAAAUUUUGUUGAGAGGUGUGGUAACGACAUCAGUCGUUUUAAGUGUGGACGGAGUGAGGAUGACAGGGAUGAUUCCCCCCACAACCAAGGCAGAACAAUCAAGUGUUUAGAGCGUCACUAUAGUGAACUUGACGAGGGAUGUAAUCAGCAGAUUAUGAGGGUGGCUGAACUACAGUCUGACGACUAUCACAUGGACAGGCCGCUCUACUUCGCCUGUAAAGAUGAUCGCGAGAAGUUCUGUCGAGACGUGAAAGCGGGACAUGGACGCAUCUUUAAGUGCUUGUACAAACACAAAUUUGAGAGGACAAUGAGCGCAGAGUGUCAAGAGAUGGUGACUCUACGUCAGAAGCUGGUGCAUGCAGACUAUAAAGUGGGUCAUGCUCUGGCAGAGGGCUGUGCUAAGGACAUCAAGAUGUUCAAGUGUGCCAAACAUGCCAGAGACCACCAAAAUCAGCCGGGAAGACUGUCAGAGAUUUUGCUCUGUUUGGAGAAUGAGAGGAAGAAAGGCAAAAAGGUCUCUGCAGAGUGUCAGUCAGAGAUGAACAACUGGCGUCGCAGCUUAAUGGAAGAUUACCAGCUGACGCCUGAGGUAGCCAAGGACUGUUCGACUGAGGUGACCCAAUACUGUGAUGGUGGCACGGAGAGAGGCGGGAAGACACUACACUGUCUGAUGGACCUGGCCAGACCCAGAGAGAGACAGUUUGAUAAACAGCCCAGGAUUAGUGAGCAGUGUCUCAGAGCGCUGGAGGGUCUGAUCAAGGUGGCGGAUGCGGCAGAAGACAUCAGGGUGGAUCCCUCCGUGAUGCAGGCGUGUCAACCUGUGGCUAGUGUGCUGUGUAAAGAUGUCAAACCAGGAGAUGCCAAUGUGAUGGCAUGCCUGAUGGACAAGAUGGAGUCAGACAAAAUGACAGACGAAUGCGAAGAGCGCCUGGUAGAAAUACAGUACUUUGUAGCUAGGGACUUCAAUCUGGCGCCUCGUCUUUACCGGAAGUGUUGGAAGGUGGCACAGAAUUACUGUGGGGUCCAGGACUGGAGGACGGAGAUGUCCGAAAAUGAGCGAAAAAAGAGGCCACCGGGUUUUGUUCUCGCAUGCCUGCAUCGCAAAUUUAAGGAAAUGCCCAAGGAUCAUUUGCAGAAGGACGAUAUUUCCCGCCAGUGUGCACUGGAAGUGAAGCGUGUGAUGCACCAGAGGGCGCUAAAUGUAGAUCUGGAACCACGUAUUGAGGAGCCGUGUAUGGCUGAUCUUGCCACGUACUGUUCACAGGAGACAGAGAAGGGAGCUGAAGUGGAAUGUCUCCAAGACAACUAUGAUAGUUUGAGUGACGAGUGCCAGGAAGCAGUGGGUAACUUCACAGAAGAUGAGGACGCAGACAUAGAACUGGACAAGAUCCUGAUGAAGGCGUGCAUGCCAAUGUUGAGGACUUUCUGCCAGAAAGAGAUGGAGGAUGACAGAGAUACAGGAGAAGUAAUGGAGUGCCUUAUCAAACAGAAACACUCCCCCCAGAUGGACCUCAAGUGUGCAGCAGGCAUAGAGCAUCAUCAGCUGAUCACACUGAAGGACUACAGAUUUAGCCACAAGUUUAAAGAAGCCUGCAAAGCUGAUGUUAUGAAGUUAUGCAAAAAUGCCAAAUCAAAGUCCCAGGUAGUGGUCUGCCUUAGUGAACACAUGAGAAAUGACACCCUGCUGGAUAAAGUACAGAGAUUGUCUGCUAAGUGUCUGUCACAGCUGAAGUUUGAACUGUUACAGAGGUCGGAGUCGAUUAAACUGGAUCCAGAUCUUCUCCAGUCAUGCCAGGAAGAUAUUGACCACUUUUGCCCAGACAAGAAUGCAGGGAACGCAGAGGUCACCGAGUGCCUUAGGAAGAAAAACCCAAAGAAACUGUCCAGUUCAUGUAGAAGUAUGUUGUUUAAACGAGAGAUGGUGAUGGAGCGUAAUCCCAGUGUGGACUUUGGUUUCAUGACUUACUGUAAGAGCAUGGUGAAGCACUACUGCCAGGAUGAGGAACCUUCCAACUAUCUCACUUGUUUGAAAAGACACAAGAACGAGGACAAUUUUGAUCAGAAAUGCCGCAGGAAGAUAUCUGACAGACAGAUAGAACAAAAUAGAGAUUAUCGCCUGAAUCCAGCCCUGAAGAGCGCCUGCACCAUGGACAUCCCCAAGUUCUGCAAAGCUGUCCUCCAAAAUAAGAAGAGCAAGGACGAGGACUUUGAAGGAGAAGUCAUCAACUGUUUGAAGACACCAUACAGAAAAGGGAGGUUGUCCAAGAACUGUGAAGACCAGAUAGGUCAGAUAAUCCGUAGUGCGGCGUUGGACUACAGACAGGACCCUGUGCUGGCCAGAGCCUGCGAGAAAGAGUUGAAGGCAUACUGUAGUGAAGAGGUGGAGAGAGUUCAGAAUGGCCAGGGAGGCAAAGGAGAGGUGGAAGAGUGUCUGAAAAAUUUAGUAAAACAAAACAAGAUAAAACCUAAAAGUGAUUGCUCAAAUGAAGUAGCCAGGAUAUUAGUAGAAGGGAAGACAGAUGUCCACUUGGAUCCUAUCCUACAUCAGGCAUGUUCAGCUGAUCUCAGACAUUACUGUGAUGGCAUAGAACCAGGAGAGGGAAGAUUGAUGAGUUGUUUAUUGACAGCUUUGGAUGAUAGAACAAUACGUCUUACUAAACACUGUAGGAUAUUACUACAACAGAGAGUAGACCUAUGGGAGUAUGCUGCUAAAAUUGCCCCACCUGAGACAGCAGCAGACUUGUGGGAUCAAGUGAUGGGGUCGCCUUCUCGGAACCAUUUCCUUUUAAUUAUCUUCGCUGUUAUCUCCGUCAUGUUUAUUGGAGGACUAUGUUGUGGGCGAGUGACAAAACGAGUGACAGCGCAGGCAAAGAAUAAGUGAUCUGUGUUGAAGUUAGUUAAACAAGAAAAAGAUAGAUGGAGCCACGUGAUAUUAUCAUGAACUGCCUUAUCUGGCUUCCAGUAGUUUUGUACUUCCAUAUCCCUGGGUUAAUGUCAAGGUCAUUGUAAAUGGUCAAGGUUAUGAUCAAGGUCAUUGCAGGAGGUCAAAGGUCAUAGAUUGAUAGUAUUACACCCAAUGCAAAUAUUAUUGCCACUCCUAACACAACCCUGUUGUAAGUUCAGAAAUAGACUGAAAAAAUUGUGCAUUUCAUUGUCUGCUUUCACUGUCUGAUUACCUUCAUGAACUUACAUACUUUGUUUAACCGUUGCUCUGGCUAUAACAGGGCACCUUGAAGGAUGCCAGUGAUUCGGAUGUCUGGCUUGGUUGAAGAAGGCAACUGGGAUGAAGCCAUGGAAACUGAUAAAGUCCAUCAAGGAUUGGAUAUUAUGACAGCAGUUCAUGCCAUGACCUUGGCAAGGUCCUAUGAUUGAUUGAUUGAUUGAUUGUACAUUACCCCAGGGAUAUGUGGAAAGGUUGGCUAUUUGAUGCUGUUCUGUCUUCAGACAAAAAGGUGGUGGUCUCUAUUUCUCAACUCAGAAGACUGCUUUGAAAAAAUGUUUGCUUAUGCCAUCGAUAAAAUUGCAUAAUUUCUCCACGGUUUUAUUGACAAAGACUGGGUAUUGUGCAGUUUGAGAUGAUAUAUUGUCUUGUUGAAAUGUGUUCUGUAUCUUGUUGUAUUGUCCUCCAGAUCUCGUCACAUUAUUGUGCUGUUAUUGCUGAAAAAAAAAAUAACUGUCAUAUGUAAGAAAGUGAAGAUGAGGAAGAGUGUCAUAAUAUGUACUAUGUUGUUGUUAUGUCCUGGGAAGUAUUCUCAAGGUUGGAUUUUUUUCAUCACUGCCUUGCUUAAAAAAAACCCUCACAAAUAUUGAAAAUUUGCCAACAAAUGCCAAAGGGAUUUUUCUUUUUGCUUGUUGAAUGAAAACAAAGAUAGAUUUUAAAAAAAAUAGAGUUAGUGAAAAGCAUGUCAAAGCUUCUGCAGUAAUUUGACAUUUCAGCAGUGGAAAGAGAAGAAAUUUGUCUCAAUAUUUCAAGACCAGAGAGGAAUCACUUCAGUAAAGGCCACAAGGCAGUGCAUGCACCUUUGAUUAUAUUUAUUUCAAGCUCAUAUGAAUAAAAUGGUAGCCAAGAUGUCUAAAUGAACGAAAUACUCUACUGAAAAUAAUAGACAACGAACAUAACUUGAGAAUACUUCCUAUGUCAAGGCUGUCCUGCUUAAGGUCUUUGGUGCUGCUGAUACGUACAUCCACACAUUCUUCAGUGUUAAUUUAUUUUCAUGUGGUAGUUGAACUUUAUUUUAUUAUAGCUUUUUAACAUCACCCUGACUUUCAGAGUACUCAUGUUGUAGCCGCUUUCUUAUUCAUGCCAAUGUUUUCUUGACACCAUUUUAGGUGAAUUGAAAUAUUUAAGGUAUACUGAGGCCUGUUUCAUAAAAAAAAUUUGGCAAAUCCAAAAUCGAUCUUGUCAAAGAUUGUCCAGGGUUUUAACCCAGAAGACAUUUAAAUAGAAUCAAAAAGGCAGAUUGCCUCUUUUUUUUUUUUUUUUUUUUUUUUUGUCUUCAAGCAAGUCUCCACAGCAAACUAUAAGAUUGUCUUCACAAUAACACUGAAUGUUGCCUUCAUAAACAACAAUAGCCUACAUAGUUGAUCCACCUAUAUUUAAUUUAAUAGUGGGCCAGCUAAGAUCUAAGACAAGUAUCAUUAUCGCAAAGUCAACUAAAGUAAGCCGGCUGUCAGAUUUUUAGCAGUCCAAGCUAAAACCAAAAAACUUACGAUAUAUUUGUACAGCAGGCCCCCAGCUAUAGUAAGAUAGGCACCAUUUGGCCCCUGAUUUUCAGGGUGACUUUUGCACCAAAGAGAUUUCUCUUCAUUUUCUGCUAAGAUUCUCAUUAGACAACAGUUUCUGAUCAAUACAGAGGUAGAAGGAGAAUUAGAAUCAAAUUCUUAAUAUUCACUCUAUUCAGUUCAGUAGAUAUUAUAUGUAGUAUGUAUAUAUAAGUCUUUAUUUUAUGGGGGGAAUGGGUGAUUAUCUAACAGAAAUGAUUUAUUUUGAAACCACAGAUGUAUUUCUUGUAGAACAUAUAUAUAUUCUGUGACAUGUGUUAAACUUUUCAAGACCGAGUGUCCUGUUUCAACUGCUGUGCUUGUUUUGUAGUCCAGUUUCAAUAGUUUGUAUUGUAUUAUAGGUGCUUUUUUGGGGGUGGGGGUGUUUUGUACAGGCUACCAGUUUGAGAUAGAGAAACAUUUAAUUCCGUUCCAUGCCAACCCACCGUUUAGAUCCAUGAGGCCCUGAACACAUCUUGCUGAACACUUUUCUGCUUCAUACUACAUUGACUGGUCCUAACAUGUUACUACACUAUUGGG